AUGAAGUUGAACAUUGCUUACCCAGUUAACGGUUCUCAAAAGACUGUCGAAAUUGAUGACGAACACCGUAUCCGUGUCUUCUACGACAAGAGAAUUGGUCAAGAAGUCGAUGGUGAAUCUGUCGGUGACGAAUUCAAGGGUUACGUCUUCAAGAUCAGCGGUGGUAACGACAAACAAGGUUUCCCAAUGAAGCAAGGUGUUUUGUUGCCAACCAGAGUUAAGUUGUUGCUAGCAAAGGGUCACUCUUGUUACAGACCAAGAAGAAACGGUGAAAGAAAGAGAAAGUCCGUCAGGGGUGCCAUUGUUGGUCCAGAUUUGGCUGUCUUGUCCUUGGUCAUCAUUAAGAAGGGUGAACAAGAACUAGAAGGUGUCACUGACACUACUGUUCCAAAGAGAUUGGGUCCAAAGAGAGCUAACCACAUCAGAAAAUUCUUUGGUUUGUCCAAGGAAGAUGAUGUCCGUGACUACGUCGUUAGAAGAGAAGUUGUCAAGGGUGAAAAGACUUACACCAAGGCUCCAAAGAUCCAAAGAUUGGUUACUCCUCAAAGAUUGCAAAGAAAGAGACACCAAAGAGCUUUGAAGGUCAAGAACGCUCAAGCUCAAAGAGAAGCUGCUGCUGAGUACGCUCAAUUGUUGGCCAAGAGAUUGUCCGAAAAGAAAGCUGAAAAGGCUGAAAUCAGAAAGAGAAGAGCCUCUUCUUUGAAGGCUUAA
Messenger RNA from Torulaspora delbrueckii, 711 nucleotides. It is a transcript of the gene RPS6A, whose product is annotated as 40S ribosomal protein eS6. The coding region runs from base 1 to 711 and encodes 236 amino acids. Gene Ontology annotation, molecular function: structural constituent of ribosome. The record is from RefSeq and is a predicted model, not a curated record. Gene Ontology annotation, biological process: translation. Gene Ontology annotation, cellular component: ribosome. The transcript has 2 exons. Lineage: Eukaryota; Fungi; Ascomycota; Saccharomycetes; Saccharomycetales; Saccharomycetaceae.